AUGUUCAUUUCUUCUUUACGUGCAAAAUGGACACUUGUUCUAGUUGCUAAUCUUAUAGUAAUCGGUGGAAUAAUUUGCUACUGGUUUGGCGGAUUGUCUGUAAUUCCAGAUUCAAUCCCUCAGAUUUCAGAAACCCCUCCCCCUCAAGAAAAUAUUCAAAUCACUCAACAACCAUCCCAUACAGUAACAGUAACGGUUCAAGUAACUCCUACAUCUUCCAGCACUGAACUAACCUCAAUAAAACAUUGCGAUCCUUACCAGGAACCAGGAUACUUUGACAUUACAGAUAAAGUGCAUUCUAAUAUGAAAUAUAUUUCACUUAACCCAUCAUGCCAACCAAUGGCUUCAAACAUAGUUAACCGCAUAAAAGAAAAAGACUCCAUUCCUGAACUAUUAAAUAAAACUAUGAUAUUUAUUGGAGACUCUGUCGACCGUUUCCAUAUUGAUCGCCUAUGUUCCUCUACUUUAUCAAACGAAUUCAAAACAUAUCAAGAUGAUCAUAACCAUAUAUGGAACACCACUGAUAAAGUACCUAACAGCUUCCCACGAGUAUGCAACAAUGACAUUUACAAUUUCACAGUAGUCAAUUAUUUCAUUUACGGGUUUGACUUGCAAGGCGUCUGGGCUGACAGAAAAAAGGUCUUCCCAGAACCCUUCAAAUGGCGCGAUCGUGUAGAUCUUUCGCUUAAUGCUUAUCAGACGCUUAAUAGAGGCGACCCUCAUGUUGCAUUUAUAGGUAUUUCAUUAUGGGAGCUUGCUCGGUUUGAUAUUUUAUCCAAACUUGCCAAUGAUACUGAAGUUAUUAGUUUUAACGAGACUCAAUUAAAUGAGUACCGUGAUAAUCUUGUAGAAUUGAUAACAACGUUACGCCAAAGGAUGCCCCAAACUCGUCUUGUUUUCCGUGAGUCCCAUUUCCCUAAAUCAAAUCCAAACCGGUUUGAUGGUGAUAAGUUACCACGAACUUAUCGUUUCUCAGCACAAAAAGUGAGCCAGUUAAAUCGAAUUGCUUCUGAAGUGAUGACAAAGAUGAAAGCUGAGUACUGGCCUGUUGGUGAGUUGACUCAAAACAUGCCUAAAGAGCAGAUUUUACAAGAUAUUGUUCAUCCUAGUGGAACUGCAUUAGAACUUAUUUGGGUUCCAGGAGUUUUUGAAUAUUUGAUGCGAACAACCCUUAAUUAUCAAGUACUGUGA
This is a messenger RNA of Magnusiomyces paraingens, 1191 nucleotides long. RefSeq lists its product as uncharacterized. The coding region runs from base 1 to 1191 and encodes 396 amino acids. NCBI's taxonomy places the organism in Eukaryota, Fungi, Ascomycota, Dipodascomycetes, Dipodascales, Dipodascaceae. The transcript is spliced from 2 exons. The record is from RefSeq and is a predicted model, not a curated record.